Molecule: messenger RNA, 615 nt
Organism: Tetrahymena thermophila SB210
Lineage: Eukaryota; Ciliophora; Oligohymenophorea; Hymenostomatida; Tetrahymenidae
Exons: 1
Source: RefSeq, a predicted model, not a curated record
AUGAAAAAUUAAAUUAGUUUGAAGAUAUUUUUGCUAUUUUUAGGUUUGGUUUGUAACCUCUCAUCAGGUUAAUAAUCCUGCUCAGCUGCGACAACUUAAUAAACUUGCCUCAAUAAAGCAGACUGUUAAUGGAAUUUAAAUAGCUCUUAAAGUUCAUGUUAAAAUUUGAAUCUAUAAUGCUCUUUGCUGACUUAAUCUUAAUGCACUGGAGUAUGUACUUUAAAUAACGCAAAGGGUAGUUGCAUUUAGAUAUAAAAUUUAGGAUGCUCAGUUUUAAAUCCAACUUAAUGUAACUAAAAUAGUAUGUGUGUAUUAAAUGGUUAAGUUUGCUCUGAUAGAAAUUAUAAUUGCGCUUCCAAUGAUAGAGCUGGCUGCUUGACUCAACAAGGUAUUUGCUAUUGGCAACAAACAGCUGCAGGAACUUGUGUAAAUACCAUCACAUGCACAGGUAAGACUUAAUAAGACUGUAAUAAUAACUAAUCGAAUUGCUAGUGGGUAAUAGGAGGCUCAUGUGGAAGCAAAAAUAUAAAUAUAAUUUCUUCAACUAGCUCAUAUUUAAUAUAAUUUUCUUUAUAACUUUUGAUAAGUCUUUUAAUAUUAAUUAUAACGAUUUGA